ACUCAUACAGCUACCAGACCAAAUGGCUCUCACAAAAAGACGAAACUGAAGUGUACACUGGUAGCGCCGUGUCAACAGCAUAUACCAAACUAUUUCACGCAGCGACUGACUCAACCCAGUGUCGUUAUAUAAAUUACGCUUAACCUGAUAAGCAAUGCUGAAUUACGAACGGUCUCCAUUUCUAGAAAAUUGCGCAUGCGCAUUUGCCGUUGGAAAUUUAAGCGCAAGCAAGUUGAAAACUGAAAAGGAAAAAAAAUAGGCAUUGUGUGGGUCAUAAGCUGUGCAGCGUAUUUCCGAUGUUUAAAUUGGGCAGCUUCUAGAAGGCGUUGACUUGAUACAAACAACUGAAGGCAUUAGAAAUAUACAAAGUAAACAAUAGUGCCUCUAUUAUAAUAUAUUAUGAGAACAGGGAAAGACGAGUGUUUGUUGGUAGUUGUUGAUGUAGGGACGACAUAAAACUGGAACGUGUAAACAAAUUUCCUUCCAUGCCCCGAUAUCUUCUGUAUAUAUCAUAUGUCGGAACAUAUUUCAGGGCAGUGCAGAAGCAAACUUUCCGGACAGAACCUGAAGUCAAAGAUCCGGAGUCUGUGCAAGGAAUUCUGGAAAUAGCAUGUAGAAGAUUUAAGCCGGCAAAUGAACCAAAAGUGUAUGUUUCUAGCAGAACUGACAAAGGUGUCCAUGCGUUACUUUCAUCUGCCCAUGUUGAUCUAGAGCGCCAUACAGGUGGUGGGUAUGACCCAGAGUGUCUGACUGUAGGUUUCAACAGGUAUUUUGAGAAGGCCAAAGUUGGACUUAGAGUGCAAAAGUGUCAGCUAGUCCCAGAUACAUUUCAUUCAAGACAUAGUGCAAAGUGCAGAACCUACUUGUACCGUCUAGCUGUGAGGAAACAAAAUGCACCAACACUACAAAAGAUGGGCUUCAAAUACUUGGCUGAAAUACCAUUUUCUGAAUGGAGGAGAUGUUAUUUUAUACAGAAUCCAGAAUUCAAUGUUGAUGCAAUGAAACAAGCCGCCGCACUUUUCCCAGGAAUAAAAGAUUUCAGGUCAUUUAUGGGUGCUUCGCGAGACGAUCGGGACAUCAGGACUGUAAGAAGUAUGAAAGAACUCUGUAUCAAACCUGGCCAGCAAUUUCUGAGCGAUGAUUAUAUGCCAAGUUGUAAGCAUUAUGAUUUUUGGGAAGUAACGUGUAAAGGGCAGUCAUUUUUGUAUCGACAGGUACGAAGAACUGUAGCAGCUCUGAUUGCAGUGGCUCAAGGAAGACUAACUGUGGAAGACGUCCAGUACAUGUUAGAUGUACCUAGUAAAGACAGUUGGAAUCCUAAGGCUGUUACAGUACCCCCCUAUGGGUUGUUCCUUGUUAAUGUAGAAUAUGAUCCACAAGAUCUUUUAUAUGAAAUAAACUGAUAAUCAGUGGACAGAGAACAACAAUUUGUAGAGAUGUGUUAAAUGUUUAUAAAUCUUGCAAUGAGCUUCUUAAGUAGUUUAAUACAAAAAAAGCAACAUCUUCGGCCUUGUCAAACCACAGUAACUUCUCCAGAUGGCAGAGUUCACAGAGAGAUUAUUAAAGAUGGUAAAUGCGUGCACUUGCCACAGACAGAUUCAUUAGCACCUGGCUAUGUUGUUGAUACAAAUCCUGAUCUGAAGGUUGCUCUCGUAUUACCAGGUCUUUUCUGUGGCUCCCAGGAUGUUGUACAAGAUGUUAAUCUUCUUCAUAAUUAUGAAAUAACACACAUAUUAAGUUUAGGUGUGAGAGUUGAACAGUUUGAUGGUUUUGAGUAUAAAUUUGUUGAAGCUCUGGAUCUACCUGACACAGACAUUGUAUCAUUUUUAGAGCCAAGCUUUGAGUUUUUAAAAAAAGUGAAAGACAGUAAUGGAUGUGUGUUUAUUCACUGCAAUGCUGGUAUAUCUAGAUCUGCUACUGUUGUAAUAGCUUACCUCAUGAAAGAAUGUGAUAUGACAUUUACAGAAGCAUUUACAUACUUGAAGGAGAGAAGGGAAGCAAUUAGACCAAAUGAUGGGUUUAUCAAACAACUUAAACAGUACGAAAAUUCAUUAAAAACCACAAUUUAAUAGUAUCAACAUUGAUAUAUUAUAUAAUAAUCUCCAGCGUAAAAACAAAUUUGGAAUGUGUGCAAAAAUAUAAAUAAUGUAUGUAUAUAUUAAGUACAUCAGUAUAAAUUAUCAGGUCCCCAGUGAAUUCAGUAUGAGCAAAUUCUUACAGUAUUUAAACCCCUUCAGAGUCUCCAAAUUAAAACAGCUUGUUAAAAAAAAAUUGAAAAGUUUAAAUAUUUUUUACAAAUAUACAUUUCAUAUACAUUUUUGUUACAUUGGCUAAGCCACUAAGCUGUGGAAUGGUACACGAUGACUUCUGCACCUUAGUUCAUUCUCCAUUUAAGGUUGGUUUUUUUAUUUUAGGAAAAACAUUCAGUAACACAUUUUGUUCAUUGGCAAUGAAUGCCAUAAAUCGACAUUGUGAUGUUGUAGUACUGUGACUGUUGUGAUUACAAUAUCCUGAGUCAUCAAUAUCUUAAUGGUACAGGGUGUUAUGUAUAAGAUCUAAGCCUGCUGGUUAAAAAUACUCUCAACUUCAUGAUAGAUUUCCAUUUACAAGUUAAAACUGCUGUGAGUCAAAUAAUUCCUUUAGGUCACAUUCAACUGAGAUUACAUUACAGUGAUGAAGGUGCUGCUUGUGAUGCAUAAAUUUAUUUGGACUGAUUAGUUUGGAAGAAAGCAGAGCGUUCUUGAAUAACAGCAACAUAUUUUAAGUAAGCAGGGUUAUUUUAUGAACUCAGCAAGAGGUCUUAUGUUACUAAUACUCUACCAACAUAUGUAAAUGCCUAAAAAUAAAUGCUAUUAAUACUGAGCAUACACCAACAAGGAAUUUCCAUUCCUUACAUAAACGUAAGAAAACAAAAUUAGAUGCUGACACACACACACACACAC
This is a messenger RNA of Schistocerca gregaria, 2942 nucleotides long. RefSeq names its product tRNA pseudouridine synthase-like 1. The transcript has 6 exons. The record is from RefSeq and is a predicted model, not a curated record. Gene Ontology annotation, molecular function: pseudouridine synthase activity; RNA binding. Bases 486 to 1403 code for a protein of 305 amino acids. Gene Ontology annotation, biological process: tRNA pseudouridine synthesis. NCBI's taxonomy places the organism in Eukaryota, Metazoa, Arthropoda, Insecta, Orthoptera, Acrididae.